GGAACUAUUAGCUCAUUUUCUCUCCCUAGUCUGUUUUGACCACAUUCAUACAACUGCAGUCAACACAUCUGAUCUGUCGGUCAAAUCAUAAAGUGUUCAAACAAACAAUGUUCCAAUCCAUAAUUUCUUUCCUGUAAAGUCAGAGACAUGGCCUCUGCAUUGUCUGAGGAGCAGUUUUGCUGCAGCAUCUGUCUGGAUAUCUUCAACAGUCCUGUGUCCAUCCCAUGUGGGCACAAUUUCUGCUUGGGAUGCAUCAAACGCUUCUGGGAUACAAGACCUAAGUCGGAGUGUCCGCUGUGCAAAGAGGCCUUCAAACGCCGCCCGGAACUCAGGAUCAACGUAGGCUUAAAAGAUAUCACUGAGCAAUUUAAAUGGUCUCUGAAGGACAAGUCAAAAUGCAAACCAGCUCCCUCAGAGAGAAGAAUUUCAAGACAGGCCUCCAAGUCUGAUGAAGUUCCGUGUGAUGUCUGCAAGGGAAACAAGUCAACAGCGGUCAAGUCGUGCCUCGUCUGCCGGGCAUCCUACUGUGAGAUUCACCUGACACCUCAUAUAAGGGAUCAAUUGAUGACGAAGCACAUGCUGACAGAUCCAGGCACCUUUGUUACCAGUCACCUCUGCAGAAAUCACAACAAGCUCCUGGACAGGUUCUGCAAAAGAGACAAGAUACCUGUUUGUGUGAAAUGCAUAGAGAGGGACCACAAACACCAUGAGAUCGUCCCCAUGGAGAAUGAGAGCAGAAGGAUCAGGACUCAGGUGAAGAAGACCGACGCAGAGAUUCAACAGAUGAUCCAGACCAGAAUCAGAAAGUUUGAGGAGAUCAAGGCUUCAGUGCAGUUGAGCAAAAUAAAUAAAGAAAGACAGAUACAGACAAGUGUUCAGGUCGUCACCAUGGUGAUGAGCGCCAUUGAGAGAAACCAGGCUUUGUUCAUCGAUGAGAUGGAGCAGAAGCAGGGAGCAGCUGAGAGGCGAGGGGAAGAGCUCCUUAAAGAGCUUGAGCAGGAAAUCAAUGAACUGCAGAGGACACGCAGUGAACUGCAGCACCUGGAGCACACCGAGGACCCUCUUCAUCUCAUACAGAGUUACCCCUCUCUGAGCACCCCAUUGUCCACCAGAGAUUGGUCCGAUGUCAGAGUCCAAUCAGACAACUCCGUAGGAACAGUGAGGAGAGCUUUCUCUAAGCUGGUGGACCUCUGCCAGGAACUAGAAAAUAAACUGUCUGCAGAAGAAGUAAGCAAUUGCCAUCAAUAUGCAGUGGAUGUGACUCUGGAUCCUGCAACUGCUGCAGGCUGGCUGAUUCUGUCUCCAGAGGGAAAAAAGGUGAGCCUGGGCUUCCAGCAGAAGAAACUCUCUGUCCCCGAUGAUCCCCGCAGGUUCGACUCCUGUGUCUCUGUUCUGGGGAAACAAAGCUUCACCUCUGGAAGACACUACUGGGUGGUUCAGGUUGGAGAUAAAACUGACUGGGAUCUUGGCGUGGCCAAGGAGUCCAUCAACAGAAAGGGUCUGAUCACAGUGCGUCCUGACAGCGGUUACUGGGCGAUCUGCCGACGAAAAGGUGGCAGUCUCAGUGCCUGCGCCGGCCCAUCUGUCACUCUCCAUCUCCAAGAAUACCCUCAGAAAGUGGGAGUCCUCCUGGACUAUGAAGAAGGGUUGGUGUCCUUCUACGACACAGAUGCAAAGACUCACAUUUAUACUUACAGCGGAUGUACCUUCACAGAGCCUCUAUAUCCAUACUUAAACCCCUGUCUUCAUGACAACGGGAAGAACACUGCCCCGCUGAUUAUCUGUCCUGUUGAGGCUGGGUUUGCUGAAGGGACUGUAGCUUUUUGAAUGGGAGACUCAGGCCACACUUUUUCACACAGCAAAGUCCAUGCACAUUUCCUUAUCUGUAAGGCUUUUAUUUUUCUGAAGAGAAAAUUUAAAUUGGGUGCAUACCACAGGUGUGCCCCACCUUGCUCUUGCUCUCUCCAUCCACAUCUUCACUAAUCUGUUCAUUGCUGGCAAUUGAUGAAGAUCGUUCUUUAAAAAGAUACACUGAUGUUUGUUGUAGUCGUGUUUUAAAAUCCCCCAAAAUCUGCUACAGUGAUCAAGAGAUGUCAGCUUCCAAAAGCACAAGUAUUUGGAGGAAUAAAAAAAGGCAACACACAAAUUUAGAAACACAUUCAUCAAUUUUACAAUGUUAAUGUAAGCCUGGGCAUGUUUAUGGGUUUGUAGUGUCACCCCAGAAAUGUCUUUUGUUUUGAAAUGUUGUAGUUCCAAACUGAAGCCUGUAGGCAGCAGCUAAUAGUCAGGCAAGCAGAACUGUGUGCAGUUUUCCAUCUCCCUUAUGCAUUAAAGGAUUGGCGUUGUUGCACCCGGAUUUGGCCAAGAUGGGGGUGCACCAAACUGCUCUCAAUCAUCAUUUAGGAGUCAGUCCUUACACCCUGCAACAGGUGAUCUGAAUAACCCUCUAAUCAAGAAUGAGGGGGUGCUACAAACUGAAGGAUUAAGUCUGCCUUCAUGGGUUGAUGAAUUCUCCUACAAACUAUUAAAAAUCCUCCUUGGUUCUUCAGAAAGCUCUGAGCUCAUGAAAAGUUGACUUUUUGGAGAUAUGUGGUUCUCACAAGGCAACAACAACGCAAACACAUGAUGAUCUUAUAGAAUAUGAUGCAUUGCUGUAGUUUAAAGUACUAACUAUAGGCUAUAUACAAAUGUGUUCAAAUUAGCUCAACUUUAAACAACUACAGCAGUAAAUAUAAUAUAAUGUAAUGUUAAUUAAGGUUUUGAAUGCAGGACUUUAACUUGUAGUGAAAUAUUUUUUACGGUGUGGUAUUGGUACUUCUGUUUUCUUUUACUUUUAGGUACAGGAAAUGAAGGAUAUUGAAUACUUUUUUUGAAUGAAACUUCCAGAUGUAACUGCUUGUGGUGUCUGUUACUGCAGUGUUUUUUUUAUGGUGAAAAUGUCUUCUUCAUUUGCUUGUUCUUCUUUCAUUUGCAUGUGUUUUCUUGAGUUGCUGUGAAGAAAUUUGGGAGCACUGUAACGAAAUCAAAGCUUUUAACAAGGUUUUAAAAAAGGUAGUUCUGAAUGUAAGUGUGGAAUGGUGAAUACUGUUAUUGUGUUGUUUAUAUAUUUAAUAAUCCUCACUUUAUCGAUCCUUUUAUGCUCUAUAAAUGUUUGUUAUGAGGUUUAUAAUUGUGCACCCUAUUCUCCUUGACAUAUUCAAUGCUUUUCCUUAUUAACCCAAUGCAUCAGCAGUGUGGGAACGGAUAAUUUGGCUUCUUUUGUCAGUCUUCAGGUGUUAUUAUAUUAGUUGACUGUGAGACUUCAUUUACAGCUGAUGAAUGCUGCUAAUUAGCAAUAAUCUUAAUAUAAAACAGUUGUAAAGGAUUGUGUGUCAUUGUUUUGAAGUUAUUCCAGAUAUCAAUGCCAAUAUCCAUGAGGUGUUUAAUUUUUCAACCCUGUUUUUAAAGAUGUUUUCUUACAUAUUUGUACAAAAAGUGACAGAUCGCGGGUCUCUUUUUGGUAUUUAUCACUGUUAUGUACUGCUUUUCUAAGACAAGGAUAACACUUGUGUGUUGUUUUGUGUUUUUUUACCUUUUUACAUUCCUUAAUGUAUUUAAUUGAUUUAUUUUUGCUUAUUAUUAUUUUUUUUUUCUGGUUGUGUAAAAAAGACUGUAUAUACCUUUUGCAUUAAAUACAUUUUGUAAAACAAAAAUACCUUUUUCUUCUUAAACUUUAAGUCAGUCUUAUUGCUCUUGUUUGUAAAAUUGUCAUAAAACUAAAGCAUCUAUUGAAUAACUCGAAUGACACGCAUUGUGUUGUGCCAUCUUCUUUGCUGUUGUGUGCUGAGGCAGCAGGCUGAGGGCAGCAGAUGCCAAGAAGAUCAGCAGGAUCAUCAGGAAGGCUGGCUCCAUCCUGGGGGUCCAACUGGACUCUUUGGUGGUGGUGUCUGAGAGAAGGAUGCUGUGUAAACUGCACAGUAUCCUGGACAACAACGCUAAUUGUUUGAUUUAUUUUAUGUUAGCCUUUAUUUUAUUAUUUAUUUUAUUUCAUUUUAUUUUAUGUAAGCUUAUUUUUACUCCAACCCUGUAUUACUUUCUCACCUUUGUAUUGCAACUGUUGCACAGUAAUUUCUCUCAGGAUAAAUAAAGCUUCUUGAAUCUUGAA
Messenger RNA from Dicentrarchus labrax (European seabass), 4144 nucleotides. Its product is annotated as E3 ubiquitin-protein ligase TRIM39. Bases 148 to 1827 code for a protein of 559 amino acids. The record is from RefSeq and is a predicted model, not a curated record. The transcript is spliced from 11 exons. Lineage: Eukaryota; Metazoa; Chordata; Actinopteri; Moronidae. Gene Ontology annotation, molecular function: zinc ion binding; protein binding.